AUGGCCAGUCGGCGUCUGCUUCGCGACUUUCUGAGAAGGAGGUCCUUCGAUCUCGAGGUUCAAGGUGCCGAACAGGAAGGGCAGUGCGUGAAGUCCUCCGCUGCCGGUGCAGCAGCAGAAGAAGCUGAGGGACUUUUCUGACCGGCGCAGUCCAGUUGGCCGCGCUGUUUGCUCACUGGCGGUUGUGUACAGGGCGGUGGCUCGCGCCCACUUGCAGUCGAUGACGGUGCUUUUCUCGUUUGUCUAGCUCUUCCUGCACCUCCCUCCGCUUGUCUUUCCGUCGUCGCGUGUCGCCCUGAGGGCAACUUCCAGAAACUCCUUCUGCCGUCGUCGUCGCCAUGUCGGUGCCGCCGUCGCGUGCACAUUCCGAGGUGAGCAACUCCGGAUUUACUUUGGAGCAAGCCUCGCAAAAAUUUCUGUUCAUGGUUUAGAUCUACAUCAGAUUUCCUGUUCAUAUAAUUUAUUUCCGAUAAAAUAUGGCUAUGUUUGAGUUCAUCUUCUUGUAUUCGCAUUUUUUUGAAGUUUAUCUCUUCAUUUUUAUUUUCUGCUUGAAUAUACUUUCGAGAAACUGAAAAAAUAACGUCGGAAAAUCUAUUAUAUAAUAAAUACGUAUAACGAAUAUAUAUCAAAAUUUUUUCAUUUAAAUAUCCGAAUAUUUCUUCUAAGUUUUUUGUUCAGAUUAUGUUUGAUGAAUGAAUCUCAUCUUUUAAGAACGAUUUCCGAACUCGUAGUUUCCUUCACGUUUCUUUUCAUGUUAUGAACUUUUUUUUCCCUUCUCGAACGGGAAAUUGCUUCUUUUUUUUCGCUGUCUUAGAACCUUUCAGAACUCUUGGGACGAGUAUUAUAAAGUUUUCCAUAAACAUAAUCCUGAAGUUAUUCGAUAUCGAUAGUAGUUGAGAAUAUUUAUGACUUCUUCGAUUUUUGACAAAUUCAGGUGUUUUCGGCGAGUCAGUAUGGCGGUGUGGCUGUGACGACGCGUCCCAGACCUCAGAUCAACUAUUUUAUUCUGCCGGCGGCCAUCCUCCACGUCGUUGGAUUGGCCUGUCUUUGGGCUCUUUGGUACUAUCUGAGGUCGGCUUCUGCUUUUUUUCGUUAGAGAGUUGGGUUGAUUGAGUGGGAGACUUCCGUUGAUUCCUCACUCUCGAGCAUUUUCUGAAUCAUAGAGCAAACAUUUUGGACUUCUUUUUUUGCUCUGAUGGGAAUAUUUACUUGAAAAGUCUUUUUAUUUUUCUCAUGCUCAUGUGUAACUAUUUUGUGAUCCAUCAGUCGCAAUUUAACAUUUCUCUUGACAUUGCGCUACCAUCAAAUAAAAUACACUUCCUCGUAUUCUUUACUUAUGUUUUUUUUUUAUAUUUGAUUUGCUUAAUAGCGUUCACAUGAAGUUCUUUCUAUCUUUUUUGGAUUCUCAGAACUUUGAAUCCGAAAAAAAGAUUAUUUUUCUUGUUAGUUGAAUAUUCUUUCCUCGCUGGCCUUUUUUUUGAAAUUGAGAGUCUUCUUCAUCACCGGAAAAUUUUCAGAUUUAUUUUUUUGCGUUGUAUUUCGUAACGAAGUUGAAAGGCAACCAUGUCAGCUGCUAUUUUAGACUGAAAAUAGUAUUUUUGUUCGAGUCCAUUCUAAUCCAGUCAUGUUUCUGGAAGAACUAAAAGCUUGCGACAAAAAGCUCUCGCGUUUUUUCGGCCCACGCCUGUUCCAUUGAGUUGACUUUUGACCACUCCAAGCCUUAUUGUCUUUGCUUCCAAACCGAUUUUUUCGUGCACCUUGUUCAACAGCCCUUUUUGUCCUCGCGUGAGUUUUUUUCCCGCGUUGUUUAGCGUCGAUUGAGUUGCCGCCAGCGGAUAUUUGAGCUAAGGACUGUUUGCGCGGUCCAAUAGUGACAUUUACUAUUUGUCGGGGUUAAUCGGAAACGUCCGGCUUCUCACUUGUCACAUACCGUUAUCCGCCACCGCUCAAUCGAAUAUUAUUUUUGAGCGUAUGGGCAAACAAAGGCUUUUUUAAGCUUUUGAACAUCCUACUGUACUCUUUCAGGACGAUUCGUGACACCAAAGUCACAUUUUCGUAGUUUAUGUACCUUGUUGACUUUUUCUCGGCAUAGUUGUCAUGAAUUGAAAUUAUGGCUUUAUCACGACCUAAGAUAGUGAACAGAGUAGUUUUCAUAAAAUUUGAAAGUUUAGGGCUUGCCCAUAAUCUCUCUUUAUGUAAUGUGUUAUUUGUUUAAAAGUCCUUGCUGCGUUGUUCUAAUGAGCACAGAUUUCAUCAAAGUUUCGAUGAGAAGUCCGUUUUCAGUGUAUUUUAGAAUGUAGAAAAAGGAUUUCACAUGAAAAACUUUUGAGCAGACUUUUGCUGACAAGGGAAGUGUUUUUGGUGGCCGGUUGAACUUUUGUUGAAACUUUGCUGAAAGGUACUAUAAGACCUCCUCUUUCCAGAACACGAAUAAAAUUUCUCGCAAUAGAUCUCGUUUUCGAGUUAUGAAGCUUCAAAGUUUGCACGCUGAACAAGUGCUGCAAGGCAAGAGGAAAUGUGGCUCGCGUACGAUCCCUCUACUCCAGUUGGCAGCGUGGUGUAGUGGCUAGCGUCCUUGAACUGCGGUGUCUAUGAUCAGGGUUCGAAAUUUUUUGAAGAAUUUAGUUUUUGCCAAAGCUUUCCUGGGAGGAACUUAUAGACAUCGUUAAAAUCAAUCAAACAAUUUUUUUCCGAAAUACCAUAGUUUCUCAUUUUACUCGACUUUAACGAAAAUUUUGACAAACAUUUUCCUUCGGCGGCUCAUAGGCAUGACCAAUGGAUCGCUUUCUGUUUUUUUUUUCAAUAAUCUGGAGGAGACUUAUUCAUCUUCCUGUGGCGUAAGUUUUUAUAUUUGAUUCCUUUCAAAUUAUCAACUGGACUGAAACGCUGAAUAAAAGGCAAUUAGAACUUUUUCCCCCAAAAAAGGGACUAUUAAUAUAUUUUAUAAGCGGAAGAAAAAAUUUUAAUCGGUAUACCGAAUCAAAAUAAGAAACUAUGUUAUUUUGGAAAGAAAUUUUUGGUCCGUUUCUCCAAUGUCGAUAAGUUCCUCCCAGGAAAGCUUUGGCAAAAACUAAAUUCUUCAAAAAGUUUCGAACCCUGGUCAUAGAUACCGCAGUUCAAGGACGCUAGCCACUACACCACGCUGCCAACUGGAGUAGAAGGAUCGUACGCGAGCCACAUUCCCUCUUGCCGUGCAGCACUUAUUCAGCGUGCAAACUUUGAAGCUUCAUAACUAGAAAACGGGAUCUAUUGCGAGAAAUUUUAUUUGUAUUCUAAAAAGAGGAGGUCUUAUAGUACCUUUCAGCAAAGUUUCAACAAAAGUUCAACCGGCCACCAAAAACACUUCCCUUGUGAGAAAAUUAUGUGUUUUUGCUGUAAGAAUUUUUUUUUUGAUUUAAUUCUUUUCUGGUAGAAACUAUCGCAAGCCUAACAUUCAAUUUGAUUUGAAUAGUUUUUGAUGUCACUGGUAAUUUGGCCAAGGUUUUCAAUUUUUAAAAAAUCGGCCUCAGAGAUAGUGACAAUAGCAAAGAUCACUGGACAUCACGUAAGCUUGCGAAGUUCAAAUCAUGGGCCGCAAGCUCUGCAACGCCAUGUCACCCCCUUCUCUAACUGCGUCCGACGCACACCGGUUCUCGCGGCCACGUAUUCGCCAAUGUGUGUGUUCGCAUUGUUCUCAUGUUUGCCAUGGCAGAUUACGCAUUAUCAACUUUUCUCUCGCAAAAAACGUUCAGAACAUUUUUUUUUUCGCAGCAUAUAAGGACUAAGAAAACUGGAUUUAACGCGAGCAAAUAAGAAAAUUCUUGGUUUGAUGCAAGCUUCAAGACUUUUUUUAAACAAUUCACACAAGUCUGAAAAAUUUGAACUUGUUUUAGAGAGAAAAAACCGGUCAAAGUCGGACUAUUAUUUAUUUACAGGUAGUAUUUCAGAAGAGCAAGAAAGUCAGGAAUUUUUGGAAAUAACAUAGUUUUUGCAUGUUGGAAGGUGACCUUAAUCAGAAUUAAAGAUCCAUCGCACAAUUUUUUUUUUCUAUCAUUUCACCCGUUCUCCUUUUAAUUUCUCAGAAAUAUGUUGUCCCUCGAACGAACGAAAAAAAGUGGCUGACGUCUUCGGUUUCAGGUUCACGACAGUGUUCCCGUAUCACCAACGGGUGUUCUACUGCCGCGAUGUCGACCUGUACAAGCCGAACUUUGAGCCGGAAGACUUCAACGUCUACGUCUCUUACCCACUACUCUACACGCUGGGCUUCGUCCUUCCAGCGUUGGUGGUCAGUUUAGACGACUGUUUGGGUUGCGGCUCAGCGCGAAUUCGUCACGGCUCUCAGCCGCUCCCACUGCUUCAUUUUCGAGAGGCUCAAAAUGCUUUGCGAACGACUGCGACAUGAGUCUUUCCUCGCGGAUUAUCCUGAUUUUCCGUUGGUACAUACAAGGCCAAGUCUUGGACCGUCGAGUCUUUUCGUCCAACGGAACUUGAAAAGAAGAGGAAAAUGCAAUUAAAUAAUUGUUUUUGAAUACUUUUCAGAAAAUGCAAUUAAAUAAUUGUUUUUGAAUACAUGGUGAAGCAGUUUAUUCGCUGGUACUACCAACGGGCCCACAUUAUUUCUCAACUGUCACGCCGGGACUUAUUGGACAACGAUUGUGGACCGAAACCCGCGCCGACGACUAACUCUUCGAUUAUACCAUGAUUCAGCAGAGAUUUUUCUUCAUCUUACUCUGAAGACUGAAUAAAUUGACUUUUUCAGUACAAUAUAUCUUGCUGAAUGAUCGCAAUUUUUUUGUAAAUGAAAAGAUCAAAAAUUAAAAAAAAAACAAUGAAAAAGCUCCUGGAAGAUAAUUUACAGGAGUUUAUACCGAAACGGCCUGCUUGUGUUUGCGUCGAAAGAAGUUUUGAAUAGAAGUGGGAAAGUCUAGUUGAUGUGAAAUAAAAAGAAGAAGGGAAAAAGGUUUAUCGCCGAGAAUUUCAGAUGGCUAUCGGCGAGGUGAUGUUCUGGCUGUUCAGCACCAAACCCCGGAAAACGGUCUACGCCAACUGCGGCGAGUGCAAAGUUCAUCUCUUCACUCGACGUCUUCUUAGAUUCAUCGGUUAGUCGGAAAAUCUCCGGAGUGGUGAACAUCGAAAACAGAUAACUGGAUAAAAAUGAAUUUCUCUUCACUCAUUCGGGUUCAAGAAUUCAUUCCACCUUUCAAGGAAUGUCUUUAAUAAUUCGAAUCGUUCCAAGUCAAAAUUGCCUGGAAAACCUAGUGAAUAUAUUUGGUUUUAUGUGUAAAAAUUGGUUAAUUGAAGGCUAAAGGAUUUCAGUGGUUUUCCUGUGCGGCGCAUUGAUCACCCAGAUUUUCGUGGACACGAUCAAACUGAUGACCGGCUACCAAAGACCCUACUUUCUGUCCCUCUGCAACGUCUCCAUCACGUUUGUCGAGUUCUGGAUGCUAAGUCGACUGUUUUCUCUUGAGGGCCUGCACAGCGCCUCUGGAACACUCGCCGUCGCCGUCUCCGAAUCUCGCCUGCAACUUCCGCGGAGCCAACGAACUCCGCUACGCCUGGCUCACGUUCCCUUCGCUCCAUUCGGCAUUCUCCUUCUACUCGGCGACGUUCGCAGCGGUUAGUUCAGUUCUGCACUAAGAUAAUUCUUUUUUUUUGAAUCUCCGAUUAUUUCAGUUCUUCCAUUCUAUACUAAACUUUUCUCGGCUUUCGUUUUCAGAACAAAUAAAAUAUAACCAUUGCAGUGCUACAUUUACUACAUGGUCAAUCUUCGCGGUGCUCCUCUCCUCCGUCCUUUCCUCAUUUUCGGGUUCUACGGCCUCGCUAUCGUUUCAGCCUUCUCCAGAAUAAAUGGGCGAGUUUGUUUGUUGUUAUAAAAGCAAUGGUAUAGAACCAUUCAGAAUCCUAAAAGUCAUUUAAGAGUAUUUUUAUUCAAUUAUUUUUUGGAUGCUAUCUUUUUUUAUAGGUACAAAAAUCACUGGCGCGACAUCUGGGUGGGUGCCCUGAUUGGUUUCCUCAUCGCCUUCUUCCUGGUGAGAUUGACCUCAAGAUGAGUUCUUACGAAAGAGUACUGUAGUGCUACUGUGUCCUGUGCUUCCAAGAGGUCUACCAUCUGGUUGUUGAAAAGGCUCCGGUGGUCGAAGAACGCGUCUCGCCGUUCUUCAGUUGGUUCCGUCUUCCGCGCGUUCAGGCGCCUUCUGUCAAGGAGGAAUACGUGUAAGUUCGAAGAUAGUUUUAUUCAAGUGGUAUCAGAAAUGCUUACUGAAUGAGAUCUUUGAAGGAACGGAGAGUCUUUUUCAAAAAGUUCAAAGUUCUAAAAAAACUUGUUUAAAAGAGAGGAUUCUGUAGUUGGACUUCUUGUCACAAAACUUUGCAAAUAAUUGAAAAAAAAUGGUUGUGCGUAGGCUUUUUCGCGUAAAAAAUUUUUACGUUUUUUAUGCAUACGGAAAGUUACGUGUUCGAUAAAUAUUUCCCAAAAUUCUACCUUUUUUUGUAUUGUCCAUUAUAGUUAUCAAAUCGCUGGCUUAAGACGAUUUUUGAGUCUUCACAUGAUUAGAAAAAAAAAAAUAAGAAAAGAAGAGAUCCUGGCAUCUUUAGCGUUUCUUUCGCAAGCUAACUGAAAAUUCGCGGCAAUUAGAAAAAAAAAGUACUCAUCCGAGAAAAUGAGAGAUUGCAGGGUCUACGAAGAAGACGUGCAGCAGCCCGAAGGAACGAUGCCACGGCACCGAAGGAACCGCGACCGCCAGUACGAGGUCACCACCACUACCGAGUCCUUCCACAGGACCAUCAGUCCUCCUCAGCAGAACAACGGAUAUCAGUACUAA
Molecule: messenger RNA, 6800 nt
Organism: Caenorhabditis auriculariae
Lineage: Eukaryota; Metazoa; Nematoda; Chromadorea; Rhabditida; Rhabditidae
Source: the annotation of a GenBank genome assembly